GCUUUGUCAUAUUCCGAAACCUCGCUUGACGUUUACUUACCUUUUUUGUACAAAACAUUAGGGCUAGAUAUACCAUACCAACUGUUUGGAAUAUUCGUCGCCAUUCAGCCUAAAUAUUUGACUGAACAUUAUUAUCUACCGUCCGAUAGUUGA
Molecule: messenger RNA, 153 nt
Organism: Dicrocoelium dendriticum
Lineage: Eukaryota; Metazoa; Platyhelminthes; Trematoda; Plagiorchiida; Dicrocoeliidae
Source: the annotation of a GenBank genome assembly